Molecule: messenger RNA, 405 nt
Organism: Histoplasma mississippiense
Lineage: Eukaryota; Fungi; Ascomycota; Eurotiomycetes; Onygenales; Ajellomycetaceae
Exons: 3
Coding region: 1-405 (134 amino acids)
Source: RefSeq, a predicted model, not a curated record
AUGGUUCAAACCAAACGCAAAGAAAAAGCAAAGGCACCAAGCCCGCAGCGUGCUCGCCCUCGUAUCGCAUCAUCGAGACGUGCUCGCCAAGUCACUGCCACCACAAUUCCGCAGCAACAAUACCGCCGAAUGACAACGAUGCUGGGUUCUGCCGCAACAAGCCUACGGAUCCCGAACCUAGGCAGGAAAAGUGCUGGUUCGACCGGGGAGGUAUCGCCCGAUGUUCUGCUUGGGCGUGCAUGUAUACUCUCCACAUCUCCUGUGCGCUGCGGCGCGGCUUUGUCUCGCACGGUCGAAACGAUGCAGAGACCCAGGGAUAGCGGCGGCUGGAGCAAGGAUCGUUCACCCAGAGCUUCGCUGAAGAUUCCAACUCGCUUCGUGAGGUCGCGAGCAUCGUUUGGUUAA